This is a messenger RNA of Capronia epimyces CBS 606.96, 2061 nucleotides long. Its product is annotated as acetoacetate-CoA ligase. The coding region runs from base 1 to 2061 and encodes 686 amino acids. Gene Ontology annotation, molecular function: acetoacetate-CoA ligase activity. The transcript is spliced from 6 exons. Gene Ontology annotation, cellular component: cytosol. Gene Ontology annotation, biological process: lipid metabolic process. The record is from RefSeq and is a predicted model, not a curated record. Lineage: Eukaryota; Fungi; Ascomycota; Eurotiomycetes; Chaetothyriales; Herpotrichiellaceae.
AUGUCCUCGCCUCCAACCAAGGUCUGGGAACACCCGGACAUCUCAUCCACCCAGAUCGAGUCCUUUCGCAAACUCGCCAAUGAACGACACGGUCUGAACCUGAGAGACUAUCAUGAUCUCUGGCGCUGGUCGACCGAGAAGGAGAGCCUUAAUGAUUUCUGGCUGCUGUUGUGGGAGUUCACCCAGGUCCGGGCAUCGGUCCAUCCGACCUACGCCAUCACCGCCUCCGAGACCAGCAGGCUCACACCCACGCCGACGUGGUUCCCCGAAGCCAGGCUGAACUUCGCCCAAAACAUUCUGGAAAGCGCCUACGCGCCGGCCGACCACAGCGCGACGCCCGUGCUGACCGCCAUCCGCGAGGGCGCCGGCGAGAUCGAGCAUGUGUCGCUGUCGCAGCUGCGGCGCCGCGUCGGCCGGCUGUCCAACGCCCUGACGCGAGCCGGCGUGCGGAAGCUGGACCGGGUGGCCUUUGUCGGGGCCAACAGCAUCGACACCUUUGUGGCCUUGCUGGCCGCGGCCGCCAUCGGCGCCACCUUCACCUGCUGUUCCCCGGAGAUGGGCGAGAAGGGCAUUCUGGACCGCUUCCUGCAAGUCAAGCCCAAGGUGUUGUUCGCCGACGACUGGGUGCUGUACAACGGCAAACGCAUUCCGUGCCUGGAAAAGGCCAAGAAGGUGGCCGUCCGUCUCCGGCGCGAUGCUGGCCUGCAGGAUCUGAUCGUGGUGCCCCGGUUCGGCGGUGACAGUCUCAACCUCAACCGAGCCCAGUCCGAUUCCUCCUUCCACACCCUCGACUCGUUCACCGCCGGAGCGCCGGACGACCUCACGUUUGCUCAGCUGGAGUUCGCGCACCCGCUCGUCGUCGUCUACUCGUCCGGAACCACCGGCCAGCCCAAAUGUCUGGUGCACACUCUGGGCGGUGUCCUGCUCAAGCAGAAGGUGGAGCAAAUCCUCGGCAUCGACAUGACCCGAAGCAGCGUCUACCUGCAAUACACGACGACCAACUGGAUCAUGUACCUCUACUCGGUGUCGGGCUUGCUGAGCGGUGCACGCUCGAUCCUGUACGACGGAUCGCCGGUCAAGCCCAGUCCGCUCAUUCUACUUCAGAUCCUCGCCGCUCAGCGCGUGACGCACUUUGGCACCAGUGCCCAUUAUCUCUCUCUGCUGGAACAGGCCGGCAUCUCGAAACGAGACUUGCCGGCCGGCCUCGACGCCUUGAAAGUCAUCACCAGUACCGGCUCCGUGCUGACCGAGCCCCAAUACUACUGGGUGUACAAGACUUUCGGCCCCGUUCAACUCAGCAGCAUCGCAGGGGGCACGGACAUUGCAGGAGCCUUCGUCCAUGGCACGCCCAGUCUGCCCAUCUAUGCCGGCUGGUGCCAGGCACGCGCACUGGGCAUGAAGGUGCAGAUCUUCUCGGACGACGGCGAGCCGAUCGAAGCCACCGGCGAGCCCGGCGAGCUGGUGUGCACGGCGCCAUUUCCGUCCCAGCCGGCCUUCUUCUGGGGCGACGAGGGCGGCAAGCGAUAUAAGGCUGCAUACUUUGAGAGAUUUCCAGGUAUUUGGCAUCAAGGCGACUAUAUUCGCAUGGACCCGGCCACCCAGGGCAUCGCGUUCCUUGGGCGCAGCGACGGCGUCUUGAACCCAUCCGGUGUCCGAUUCGGCAGUGCCGAGAUCUACAACACGCUCAACAUCUUCAGCUCGAUCGAAGACAGUCUGUGCGUGGGCCAGCGGCGGCCGCAGGAUCGCGACGAGCGAGUCCUCCUCUUCGUCAAGAUGAAGCCUGGCCACACUCUCGACCACAAGCUCAAGAAGGCCAUCGAGACGCGCAUCCGCCAGGACCUGAGUCCGCGGCACGUGCCCAAGUUCAUCUUCGAGACGCCCGACAUUCCCAUCACCGUCAAUGGCAAGAAGACCGAAUUGCCGGUCAAGAAGAUCGUGUCGGGCCAGUCCAUCACCCCGAGCUCCACCAUUGCCAACCCGGCCUCGUUGAAGUGGUAUGAGCAGUUUGCUAGGCUGGAUGGUGAUGGUGUGGGUGGCGCAAAGGUUGCCAGUAAGCUGUAG